AUGUGGAGGUCUAAGGUGAUCACUGCCUCAAACCGCAUUUUUCCCGGAUUAAUAUAUCACGACUGGGAAAAACAAUACUGGGAUGCCGGGCACCUGGUAAAGUCAAAUUUACCUCUUCAAAUGGCAUUAUAUUUUGAUAUAUGGUUCUUUCCGAUUUGGUUUUUUAUAAUUCUCCUAGGAUUAGAUGCAAAGUAUUACAAUUUAAGUGGAGUAUAUAAAUUCAUAAAUAUCAGCGUUUAUUUAUUGAUUACAUGCAUCGAAUGUCUUAAAUUAUACCUAGGAUAUCUAGGUAAUUUAUCUGAAAAGAUUCCAGAAUUAGCGAGUUUCUGGCUGAUAUCAGCGUUACUACAAUUCCCACUGCUGGUAUUUAUGUUACUAGAUGCUAAUAUAUUAAUAUUUUUUAUUGAAAAAGCAUCUACGGGAAUGAUGGUUUUAUUGCUUAUCUUUGAAAUUAUUACCGGUACUAUCGCACUUAAUAAUAUAGCUGCACAUCACUUGAAGAGAUUCUACAUGGCACAGCUUUGUGGACGUGUUAAUAAAUUUAAUUAA
Cotesia congregata is the source of this 549-nucleotide messenger RNA. Lineage: Eukaryota; Metazoa; Arthropoda; Insecta; Hymenoptera; Braconidae. The record is from the annotation of a GenBank genome assembly.